Molecule: messenger RNA, 3132 nt
Organism: Nomia melanderi (Alkali bee)
Lineage: Eukaryota; Metazoa; Arthropoda; Insecta; Hymenoptera; Halictidae
Gene: abo
Product: de-etiolated protein 1 abo
Biological process (GO): positive regulation of proteasomal ubiquitin-dependent protein catabolic process; protein ubiquitination
Cellular component (GO): cullin-RING ubiquitin ligase complex; nucleus
Molecular function (GO): ubiquitin-like ligase-substrate adaptor activity; ubiquitin protein ligase binding
Source: RefSeq, a predicted model, not a curated record
CGCUCAGCCCGAUAGUAACGGCGGAAUCAGUUUCGGCGCGUCUUUGUACUGGCCGAAUCCCCUUGCCCCUCUUCACCUUUGAGCCGCGGGUCGGCUGAGAUUAUGACAGUAACGCACUGUAGACGGUUGUAUGAGAACAGUAUGCUUAUAGUAUAAUCAUCGUACGUCAUCCGAGUCUAAAUAAGAUGCAAUAUUUAAAGAAAAUAACUGAAGUCUCUUGUAAAUUUCUGAACACGCAACGGUUAAAUGUCGUACGAAUUUAUUCGCAUCUCGCGUAUCUGUGUGCAAGUCUGGUAUGUAUAAUAAAAUUUCUAUAUAUACAAAUAUUGUGUAUUUGUGUUUACCGUAUUUCUGUAAAAAGAAAAAAACAUGUAUUUAUAAACACAUUAUAAAAUAAAAAUAGUAAUUUGUAUGCGUGAUCUUAUAAAUUAAAUUUGCAACACUACAGUUUAUGGCGUACGUAGAUAGAAAAUCACGGUAUUAUACGGCAUGUAAGUACUUGGGUACUUGUACAAAAAAACCAAAUUGUGACGAAUGUCUCUGCUUGCAAGUGUAAAUUGUGUGGUGCAUGAGACGUGAUAUUGUACACGAGGAUUUUGGUUGAUCUGGAAAUAUAUAUAUACUCAUUAGUGUCAUAAUUGAGCUUUCAACGAAACAAGUAGCUGUGUUUCCUCUUUGCGAGUCAAACAAUACACGUUGAGCAAUGUAGUAUAAAAGUAAUUUCAGAUUUUCAAAUUAAGCGUAUCUGUUCAAACAACUGUUGAACAUAACCAACAAAAUAAUACGGUAGUUUCGGUCGGAUCGAAUUAGGAAAAGUACAAAUAUUUUGCGUGUUAAGUGACAUGAAUUGAGUGAAAUGUAUAUUUUAAUGUAUAUUUGGAAUAGUCGUAAGGAAUGGCCGAGAAGGAGACAAAGAUUGAGUAUGUGACAGAGCCUUGUCCUAUAAAGCCUCGUAAAAUAGGUCCACAAAAUAUAGUCGUACGUCUGAAGCGUCGUGAAACGUUUGGUUGCCCUUACCCAGGAACACAUGUUCACAAUGCUAGACAAUUUUACCAAAAUGUGUUUCCAAAUUUUACUGUUAUGAAUGUUGAGAAACCACCUUGUUUUCUCAGAAAAUUCAGUCCAGAUGGACGUUAUUUAAUAGCUUUUAGCGCUGAUCAAACUUCCAUAGAAGUUUAUGAAUAUCGUGGUGCAUCUGCAGCUGCUGAUUUGUUAGCCAAUUGCGAAGGUGAAUAUAUUGGUCAUAAGAAUGACGAAUACAGUUUUCAAAUUAGAAGUAAUAUUUUUAAUCGAUUCUUCAAGACUAAAUGGAUUAUAAAUGUAGUUCAAAGUAAUGAACAACUAAAUAGAGAAUGCAGUCUGUUUACAGAUGAUGGUCGAUAUGUAAUUGUGGGUUCCGCUGCCCAUAUUCCAGACGAAUUAAGACCUCAUUUUUAUCAGAUUUAUUCCAACAACGAAGCCCUAACUCCAAAUCCUAGAUCCCCGUUGGAAGAUUAUAGUUUACAUCUGGUUGACUUACGUGGAGGAAAAUUAUGUGAUACUAGACAUUUUAAAGUAGAUAAAAUAUACUUGUCUCAUAAUCAAGGUCUUUAUUUGUAUAAAGAUAUCUUGGCAGUCUUGUCGGUACAACAUCAAACUAUACAUAUAUUUCAAAUCCUCGAUGGAAUGUUUAUAAAUGUCAGAACUAUAGGAAGGUUCUGUUUAGAAGACGAUGCAUAUUUGGUUACAAGCGCCUGUCCAGGAGCAAAUUCCCGUCCGUUCAGAGACAUUACAAUAAACAGUCUUAAGCACAAGUUACUGGUUUAUCUAUAUAAAAGAGCAGCAUACAUUAGUGAUACAACAAAAGAUCCAUACGAAUUAAGACGUUUUUAUCAAUAUUUUGAUCAGUUAAAUGCGUUACGCAUGUGGAAGAUGCAGUUAUUAGAUACGAACCAUAUACUUGUAAGAUUUACGAGUGAAGAAGUGGCGACGCUUCAAGCGAAUGAACCAAACGCACAACCCGCACUUUUAGUAGUUUACGAUAUGGUCACAGCUAAAAUACUAGCUGCAUAUGAUAACGCAUCUACACAGUUGUUGACCCAAUUUGAGAAUUUCAGCGAUUUCUUUAGAAACGCAAGAAUGAGUACAGACUGUCAGUACAUGUGCUCCCCAUCUAAUAAUAUAUAUGCAAGAUUAUUACAGCAAAGAUUCAAACAGACGAUAGUGAGUGCGAGAUACGGCGGUGUUACAGAAGCUACGAAAAGACUACUUGCUCAAUUGCCAAUAUGCGCUCAGUCUUACUCUAGUUCUCCAUAUCUAGAUUUAUCUCUAUUUUGUUACGACGAUAAAUGGGUAUCGAUGAUGGAACGGCCUAAAGCAUGCGGAGAACAUCCUAUACGGUUUUACGCUCGUGAUUCGGGUCUGUUGAAAUUUCGAAUGUACGCGGGAAUGUUGGGUCGUACGACACCAACGGCUGCAAGACGAUUGGUUGCAUUUACUUUCCAUCCAACCGACCCAUUUGCUAUUUCCGUGCAACGAACGAACGCUGAAUACAUCGUCAGUUUUCACGUUAGACAUAUUUAAGAGCACGAGAAGAAUUCAGAUAUGUAACAUUCAGGAUUUGAUUAGAACGUUUGCUUAAAAGUCCUUUGAAUAUUUCAUUCAAAACGAUAUGGACAUUUCAGAAACUCUCGACGUUGUUAAAUUCACAGAAGAAUAUUUCACUAGAUUUAUCAUUUCUUACCACUUUUCAAAUUGUAAACGUUAAAUGUUGGAAAGCAUUUGUCGCGCUGAUUGAAUGAAUAAGUUAUUUGUUUCACUGAUCGUUCAAAUAGAUUGACAACGUAGUUUAUUCACUUUUUCGAUAAAUUUCAAUGUUUUCAUACGACAGUUGGUAACAGUUGUAUUUUUAUCGUUUACAGCGCUGAGCUUACACGGUAUUAUUCAUAGUUGGUUCGUCUGAUUUUUCUUCUAAAUACACACAUAUGUAAAUAUAUUGCAUUUAAACGGCGAUUGUUUAUACAAAUGUGUAUUUUUGAAUAAUCUAAUAACGACAAUGGUGUUUGUAUUUGUAAUACAUUUGUAUAUAUUUUGUAUAUUCCAUACAAUUUGUAUAUAUUUGCAUGUUUAGAUACAUUAAAAACCUUAAAAUAA